GAGAUCUUCCUGCUGUUGAGACACUGGUUCUGAACUCGACGCCACUGCCAUUUUUGGUUUUUGGUUUUGUUUGGACACAACUCACUCAGGACAUUGAUCAACAACAAACAGCUUGGACUGAGAAACUUUAUUUUUCUUAUUGCUCACGAUGGGUGACUGGGGCUUCCUGGAGAAGCUGCUGGAUCAGGUGCAGGAGCACUCCACAGCCAUUGGAAAGGUCUGGCUGACGAUCCUCUUCAUCUUCCGUAUCCUGAUGCUCGGCCUGGCUGGGGAGUCCGUCUGGGGAGAUGAGCAGUCGGACUUUGUGUGCAACACCAAGCAGCCUGGCUGCACCAACAUCUGCUAUGAUCAGGCGUUCCCCAUCUCUCACGUCCGCUACUGGGUGCUGCAGUUCCUCUUUGUCAGCACGCCCACCCUGAUCUACUUGGGACAUGUCAUCUAUCUUUCCCGGCAGGAGGAGAAGCUGAAGGAGCGGGAGAGCGAGCUCCGAGCAUUGCAGUCCAAGGAUUACAAUGUGGCAGCAGCUCUGGUGACCGUGGAGAAGAAGAUGGCCAAGAUCUGCGUGGGGGAAGAUGGGAGGAUCAAAAUCCGUGGGCCUCUAAUGUGGACCUACAUCAUCAGCGUGUUGGCCAAGAGUAUCUUUGAGGCUGGCUUCCUGGUAGGCCAGUGGUUCCUCUAUGGCAUCAUCAUGGAGCCCCGCUAUGUCUGUGAGGGGUCCCCGUGCCCGCACCGGGUGGACUGCUUCGUCUCCCGCCCCACCGAGAAAACUAUCUUCAUCAUCUUCAUGGUGGUCAUGGGCUUGAUCUCCCUCAUCCUCAACCUUGUCGAGCUCUGCUACCUCUGUUGCAAGAACCUCCUCCACAGCGUCAAGGAAAGCAAUUGCUGCUCCACAUCCUCGGCCCCUCCACUGCCUUGUGACGCCAAUGGCUUCAAGCUUUGUGAUGUGCCCACUGGGCCUUAUUUGGAGAAGCCCUACUUCUACCUCCCGGUGGCAGAGCGGCACUCCCAGCCCUACCACACUUACAACAAACUCUCUAACGAGCAGAACUGGGCCAACUUCAACACUGAGGAAACCUUGGCCUUGGGGCAUGUGGGCAAGCCCCCUGAUGUCUUUACCACUCAAGGCCCUGCAGCCCAUAUCUCUCAGGAAAGGCAGCCCAGCCGGCCCAGCAGCAGCAGCUCCAAAAAACAGUACGUCUAGCAACCCAAGUGCAAGCUGAGAAUCUCCUUUUCUGCUGUAGGUGAUCAGCCAGGUUCUCUAGAAGGUUUUCUUAGUGUCAGGUUGCUUUGCAAAAGUCGACCACUGAAGAAAAAGGCAAUUGCUCAGUGUCUUAAGUGCUGCCUUUGCUUCUACCAGGUGGUUCUGUUUGGGCCAUAGCAUCUGGGCAUAGACUGAUGCUUCAAGGCUACAGACAACUGGACAUAAAAACCAUCUCGUUAAAGCCAGCAGAAUGACUAGUUAAUGGGCAUUUGGUUGUCUCCCAGAUGUGGUGCUAAAUGUUGUCUUAAAGUUGACUUUUCCUCUUGCAUGUUAAGCCUGGACAAGGGGUAAGUGGCAGCAACCACCAGACAGGUGUGGGGGUAGAGGAACCUGUUCUAGCUUGAGACUCAACAGGAGCUGGCCUUGACUCUAGAAGAGAACUCAUGAGCUGGGAGACAACAGAGGAAAGAUUUGGCAAGCAAGCUGAUGGUUGCUUGCUUCUCUGGCAACCUCCAGUGGUGAUGGGUCUCCACUGGAAGGGAAGAGGUGUUCUCACAUUGUUCGAGGUGGUGGAGUUUCUUACCACUUCCACAUCGUGGAGCUGAGAUCUCUGGCACAGAACUGAACACAGAUCUCUUGCUUUAGGGCAACAAGAAGAGAAUGCCAGCUCCUUUAGAGCAGAUGACUCUCAUUGGUUUGUGGAGGGAACACUUGUGUAACUGGGGACUCAGUGCAAAGUGCACUCUCCAAAAAAGAAAAGGGGUGGGGGGGGGAACUGUCUCCAGAAAUGAGAUCCUGCCCUUGCUGUAUUGGUGGACGGGGCAUUCUGUUGAAUCUGUCCUUGCAAAUGGAACACGGGUAGCUCUCCUAAUCCACUAUUUCUGGGGGUGAGUUGGCAAACUACAUGGGCAAAAGAAGUCUUGUUUCAAUGCAACAUACUGUACUUAAGAGAUUCUCCCUGGUAUAACUUUCUAUUUAUGGAUGGCCAUGUGAACAGAUGGGAUGGGGGAAGCAUACAUCCAUCUAAACCUCUUUCCCUCAUGGUCUACAGGAAGUCUGAGUAGCUUACAACAAAAACACGAACCAAAUAUAGCAGCUUCUUGGACUGAAACCAAGCAUAUAUUUUAAAAAUGGAGUUCCUGUCUGAAGCGAGCAUGUGAGAAUAUCAGCUGAAAUCUAUUUGACCUAAUAAAUAUAAAGCAAAGUCAUGGCAGGGUUCCUUGUAGCUAUUUCUUGUGCUUCUGGCUGGAAGCUGGCUCUAGAAAAGGGAUGGGCAAACUUGGCCCUCCAGCUGUUGAACUACAACUCCCAUCAUCCCCAGUCACAAUUUGUUGGGAUGAGAGUGGUUGAUCAGCAGCUUGGGGGCCAAGUUUUCCCACCCCUGCUCUUGAGCCUGCAUGCUUCGGAACCAAGUAGUGAAGUGUAAUGUGACUUGUACAGAGUUGAGCGGUUCUGUGGGAUGGUUGCAGUCAAAAGGGUGCUUGCUUUCAUCCAAAUAUUGAAGACUUCCAUCUCCAGUGUUUGGUGGCAAGCAAGAGCCCAUAAGUACCUGACGCUUACUUGUGUGACUGGAGAUACAGCCUCCAGAAACCAAGGUGAUAGAGAAGGUAAGGUCAGUAGAUGUAGCAAUCGGGGUGUGCAUGGAACUGGCUGGUCUGGUUCGAGUCUGAACUGGACUGGGCCAGUUACAUUCAGAACUCCCUCAAACCCUCCAGUUCGGUUUCAUCCAGGGGGGUUCGCGAGCUUGGUUUUUAAAAUUUAAUUUUAAAAAAUUACCCCUCUCUAGGGGAUACUUCAAGGCGGGGGGGGUCAUCUGUGGAGGUUUCCCUCCCCCACCACUGCCCACUGGCCUCCCACUCACCCCAAAUCGGCCCAUUGGACACAGGCCACGCAGAGGUCCAUUGCUCAGGUUCAGCGGCCUCCAAAAUGGCCACCACACUGGUGGGGGGAAAGGGAGGCCAGUGGGAGGGGGAGGGAGGCCUCUGUGGAGCCCCCCCCCCCGCCUUGGAGAAAACACCCCAGAGGAGCUAAGAUUUAAAAGAAAUCAUGAACACCCCCCUGAACAGGCUGGGCGGUGGUGGUCUGGGGUCAGAUCGAAGCGGGGGUGGUUCAGUUCAAUGGCAAACCGUCCAACCAAACUGGUUCAACAUCAAACCUGUUCUCACAUCACAAGUAGCUAUAGCCUUCACCACAACACUUUAAUCUGCUUGGACAGAGAUGGGACUGCUUGGUCGAAGGAAAAGUAGCAGAAAUGACCUUGCGAGGAGAGCAACUACUUGGUCUAAAUGUGCGUUUGGGGCGUUUCGCCUUCCACCCAUCGUUAGGAAAGAGAACUUUCAUCCAACUCUACUUUCCAACACCAUCCACAAUUAGUGCUUUUGACUUGUCCAGCAUUACCUUCCUUCGUUUAUCAAAUUGUCCUCUUAGUCUGCUCAAAUUGGUGGCCUUCUCCCCUCCUCACCCCACUCCCAUUUUCAGCUUAUGGGGCUUGGAUGACUCUAAUGCAUGGACUGAUCUCCUACGGAAGAUUGUCUUGUAUUUCUCAUAUACCCCAGACUGCCUAGGUCAUCCUCUAAAGCAGGGAUUCUCAACCUUGGGUCCCCAAGUAGUGCUAGAGUUGCAGGUCCCUAUAGCCACUGUGGGUGGGCAUGAUGGGAGUUGUAGUCUGCUCUGAUGCACUGCCCAGUCAGAAGCAGCCUGCAGAUUACUGGGUUGGCAGGGCACCUGUGAAUCCUUUUCCUGAAUUGCCAGACACAUCCUGUGCAAUGUUCCCUUAAACAGGGAUUCCCACAUGUUGUGGGCUACAGCUCCCAGAAUCCCCAGCUGCAAUGGCUUUUGCUUUGGGAUUCUGGGAGUCGUAGUCAACAUCUGGGAAUUCUUCCUGUUCGAGGGAACGCAGAAGCUGUGUUAGGAAGUUAUAUUGAUCCUGCGAGAUGCUGUGCCACCUUGCCACUCACCCCCCAAGUUGGUAUAAAAACAACGUCCUAACGCAUUGUUUAUUGUGUGUCUGAGCUGUUGAAUGUUUCAUAGAUUUAAAUCUCUAUGCGAAGUUGCAUUGGCCAUUUUCUGUCCUGUAUUCUUUGUUAAUUGAUUGCAGUCUUGUCUGGAAACAUGAGCUGCAUCUUUCAGUCUUGUUGCAGGAACAGUCUCCUCAAAUAAGAAUCUCUCCUGAACUUGCCACUGGGUGCAGAAUGUAAUAUGAAGAGACAACCAGCCUUCUUGGUUCGUUUUAAAAGCAUUUUUAAACUUUUUCAUUCUGGAAGCUGGUUUCCAUCUAUUCCUGGGUUAAACAAAAUCCCACCCUGCCCUGGUUCUACAGCAGUAGCACUGGGAAAUAUUUCUUUAGAAGAAAAGCUUGUGACCCGCAAAUGGAAGCAUUCCUACUUUUGUAGCUUCAAACACUGAUCAAGGGAGAAGAACAGUGAUAGAAGAAUCCUUUUAUCUUCUUGGCAACUUGUCUCCAAUGAACUGAUCUUGACAAAGCUGUGAAAAGGAGAUCUGUACUUGUAAACCCUUCUGCUUGUCUGGUGUGAACAAGCAUUGUGGAGAGUCUGCAUCCUGUCCCUCAUUCACCCAAAGUGUAUGAAUGCAAAGGUGCUUUUUUUUUUUUUUUUUAGGGGUCGGGGGGGAGAGGUGAUAUUAAAAUUUAUGUUCUUUCCCUCCCCCUUCAAAUAAAGAACUGAGAAACGGG
Messenger RNA from Hemicordylus capensis (graceful crag lizard), 4892 nucleotides. RefSeq names its product gap junction protein alpha 4 (gene GJA4). Bases 149 to 1201 code for a protein of 350 amino acids. Lineage: Eukaryota; Metazoa; Chordata; Lepidosauria; Squamata; Cordylidae. Gene Ontology annotation, biological process: cell communication. The record is from RefSeq and is a predicted model, not a curated record. Gene Ontology annotation, cellular component: connexin complex. The transcript is spliced from 2 exons.